ACCCCUUCCUGGGAUCUUCCAUCAUCCAUUUACAUGCAGGGAUCGCACGAGACGACCGAAGGCCCGUUAUUACUAGUUCCUUCAUCAUGGCCGACGUUCCAGCGAUAAUAAAUAUCUGCGUGUCCUUAAAGAUAGAGCCGAAUGACGGGCCGGUGUUUUUUAAAGCGGACGGGUCGCGGUUCGGACAGACGCGGACAAUAAAACUGCUGACGGGAUCCAAAUAUAAAAUCGAGGUGGUGUUGAAACCGGGGAACGUCGAGCCGGUUUCUAUGGGAAUCGGUGGGAAAAGCUUUGAUCUGGAGCAGCAGUCUAAAGAUGAAGAGUCUGCCCUAUAUCACGGGCUUUACGACACCGAGGGUGUUCCUCACACCAAAAGCGGAGACAGACAACCUGUACAGGUUUCCAUACAGUUCAAGGAGGCGGGCGUCUUCGAGACGGUGUGGCAGGUGAAGUACUACAACUACUACAAGCGUGAGCACUGUCAGUUCGGCAACAAGUUCACCUGCAUUGAGUAUGAGGUGAAGCCCAAUGAGACGCGCAGCCUCAUGUGGAUCAACAAAGAGCUCUUCCAGUAAAACACGGCCAUCGCGCCGUAGUCCGAUUCGAGCACAGCACGGCAGCACUACACAUCUGUAUGAACAGUAACCAUCACUGGGCAGAUUGUGUACUGUGUAUUAAUCAAUUCAAGAUGGUGGGCAUCUGUAGCAUGGCUAACUCACUUCUACUUCUACCGUGUGAGCCAUGCUAGAGCACAGAACCUGUGGAGAUCCAUGUUAUGUUAUGUUAUUUUUGUGUUUUUGUGCAUGUAAACUUUUAUACAUAUCUUUCUUUGAGUCAGGAACCUGUCACCUGGAUGAAUACCGCUCUUAGAGUUUGUGUUUUUGUGCAUGUUCUAUGUUUACACAUAUCAGCUAGUCGUUAGUGACACUAAGAUCGUUCCUAUUAGCGUUCCUACUGUCACAACGUAGAACCACAGGCUUCACAGCCGAAAUCGCUAGAUAGGUAGUCAAGCCAGGUUUAUUUGCGAAACCCAAAAUGACGAGCGCGUCUCAGGAGCUACAGUAAUCGAGAACUUCGUCCAGGUCAGAUGUGUACUGUGUUACGCUAGGUCAUUUCACACAUCUUGACUUUAUCUGGAUUGAGAUUAUUAUGGAGUCACCGACAUCAGCAGUGAGCAUGUGCAGCACCUAUUAGAAGGGUUUUGUUUUCUCCUCAUGUAUAUCGUAUUGCAAAUGCAUCUUGGUGACUGGUGUUUUUAAAGUCUUUUGCCUCCACUGUAGAAUCAUAUCCCGUUUAUUGUCAUCGACUGCUUUUGUAGUUCAUCAGCAUUACAGUUCCAACACAUUGAGAUGCUUUUCUGCUCACCACAGUUGUAAAGCGCAUUUAUGGGAGUUCCUGUCCUGGUACUUUUUUGCACCAAUUCCGGUGCAGAUCAUCAACAGAGAUAAUCAAACUGGCACAAGCAACCCUGCCAUGUUUAAAGUCUCUGAGAUCGCUUCAGAUUAUUUUUUAUCUUACUGACACUCCAUGCCCUACGUGAUGCAGUGUCCUACUGCCAUGCGAUUGGCUGAUUUGGGUAAUUUCAUGAACCAACCAGGGUACAGGUGUAUCUAAUAAAUCGGCCACUCAUGUUUAAACUACCAAAGCAGGAGGUCCGAGAUGCAUUUUCGUCUGGUGUAACAAAAAUGUAAACGAACGUGUUUUUCUGAUUAAACCCUGUCCAAAUAUGUGACGCACUUGCUCGGACAACAACCGUCCUCUUAAUCAAACGAGCUGAUUUGUAUAUUAACGUUUGGCUACCGGCAUCGGUACAAGCAUUAGAAACAACAA
Molecule: messenger RNA, 1830 nt
Organism: Tachysurus fulvidraco (yellow catfish)
Lineage: Eukaryota; Metazoa; Chordata; Actinopteri; Siluriformes; Bagridae
Gene: cnrip1a
Product: cannabinoid receptor interacting protein 1a
Exons: 3
Coding region: 87-575 (162 amino acids)
Biological process (GO): negative regulation of signaling receptor activity
Cellular component (GO): plasma membrane
Molecular function (GO): type 1 cannabinoid receptor binding
Source: RefSeq, a predicted model, not a curated record